AUGGAUCCCCUGGACUACUACGCAUUACUAAAGCUGGCUGAUGCUCCAGGCACUCUUUCUGGACCAAAAUGUCAGUAUGUCCAAACCCCAAUCAAUUCGUUCACAAAUACAUCGACGCCUUCCUGGGGAUGUCCGGCUGGCAACUUUUGUCUGUCACCAAAGCACUCUGCUCCAUGCCCACCUGGGUUCUACUGUCCGCCCAAUACAGCGCAACCCAUGUAUUGCUGCGCAGGAUACUAUUGCUCAGAAGAUACCAAGACUAUCACACUCUGUCCACAAAAUCAAUAUUGCCCUGCAGGAUCCGUGGGCAGGGGAACAUCGUGUCUUUGGUUAGCAUCAUGCCCUGCUGGCAGCUCUUCAGCUUCAAAGUUCGGCCUGAUUCUCUUCGUAAUCGUCUUCAUGGUCGUUAUUUGCAUUGUAUUUUACAUCCAUAAGCGCUUUGAAGCCGUCAGGACACACCAUCUCGAGAAGCGCCUCCAAUGGAUCCAUAACCACAAUGGAAACUAUGACAGCCUUCUAGCAGCCGAUGACGAUGAGCAGAAGCAAAAGCAGGGCCUGGAGGAUACUAAAGAAGGAAGUGGACGCCUUUCCAGGCUUUCUAGGGACACGAGUAAUCCAGAUGUACACGUUACAAGCCCUGAUGACACAUCAACGUCAGAGCUUACAAGUAUGGAAUUGACUAUUCAGGUUACUGAGGACGAAAAGGAAGGCACUGCAGCAGGUACAGCAGGCGCAAUGCCGACACCUGCUAAAAGAAGGAAAAGAGCAGUCAGUAAAGUCACCCGCACGUUUGACAUUGAAUUUCAAAAGCUGGGAUUAACACUUCCAAAUGGGACUUCUAUCUUACAGAAUGUGUCUGGUAUCCUCCGUAGUGGUAGGACAUGUGCGAUAAUGGGGCCAUCUGGAUCUGGAAAGACCACGCUCAUUUCCAUGCUCACCUCAAAGAUCCCCAAGGAUGAAGGCCGUAUUCUCAUCAAUGGGCAAGAGGGAGAUCUGAGCUACUACCGCAAGCUAAUUGGAUUUGUUCCCCAAGAGGAUAUUAUGAUGCGCGAGUUAACUGUUCAUGAUGUACUCCUUUAUUCAGCUUAUAUGCGCCUUCCAUCAGAUCUCAAAAAAAAUGAAAUGACAGAAAAAGUACUCGAGAUUAUCGAUUUCUUAGGCUUGAAUUCGGUCAUGGACUCAGUCGUUGGCGAUGCAGAGCGUAGAGGUAUCUCUGGCGGGCAGCGCAAGCGUGUCAACAUCGGUAUGGAACUAGUCACAGAUCCUAGUAUCUUACUAUUGGACGAGCCAACAUCGGGACUCGAUUCCAGCACCAGCGGCGAUGUCUGCAAGUUGCUCAGGUCUGUUGCUCGCCGCAAAGGACUGACUGUGGCUGCAGUAAUUCAUUCACCAAGCCCUGUCGCAUUCAAUCAAUUCGACGAUUUACUACUCCUUGGACAAAAUGGUCGUGUUGUCUUUCAUGGGCCACGGACUGAAGCACCCGCCUACUUUGCCGCGAUCGGAUUUCCAGUUCCCGUAGACUCUAGUCCCUCUGAUUUUUAUAUGGAUGUUAUCUCAAACAAUAUUAAAUCCAAGCUCACAAAGAAAUUCAAGCCAUUCUACCUCUCAAGGUACUGGGAGUCCUAUAACAAGCGCGCCCAAAGCUUUUAUGCUGAUCCGGCUUUGGGGGUUGAGUACCGACACCCUUCUCACAAGCCUGGGUCGCCUCGCCUUUAUCCAAAAACCUCGGCUUUGCUGACAUACCCGAGCUUGAAUCAAUCUGCCAUUUCAGUCCAACAGAGCAAUGGUCAUGGAAUUAUUGAAUCACUAACACUCACCGACAUCGACAACAUGCCAUCCCCAGCAAUGCCAUAUUCUUCGGAUUCAGCUAAUCAUGGAUUCAUGUCAUCCGCCUCUUCAACCACUUUGUAUCCAUCAUCUCAAACUCAGCAGAAGCGCAACAGCCAGGUCAAAUCUGUGACUAUGUCUGAGGAUCCAGCUUACCAAAGGUCAGCCCCAUCUUCUCCACGGCCUUCUAUGGCGCUGAGUGACCUUACUUCAAUGUAUUCGACUCCCCCUCCACCUGAGCGCUUGACUUUCUGGGAAACGCUUCAGAGGUCCAUCCGCAUAUCCUACAUUGAAUCUAGGAUGUGGUGGAAGGGCGUUAUUGCCGAGACAGUCGAAACCGUACAGGGUAUCUUCCUACGACGAAAGGACCCUGUCCGCAACACUGCAAACCCCUUCAUGAUGUUUUGGUUGUGUCUGAACCGUGCACGGCUACAGAUCUACAGGAACCAGCGGCAAUUCCUUUAUGAUCAGUUGUUGCAUCUUGGAUGUGGCCUCUUUAUCUCGAUCGCAGCCUCUCGCUUCGACUAUCUAGGACGACAGCCCGACCUGGUCUGCGCCAUGACACCAUUCCAGCUCAAAAGUAACUGUGCCAACCCUACAGACCACUUGACUGAAGUUGGUGUUUUUAUUGCGCUCGGCGUCUGCUUCGCUGGCAUCUCAGUGGGCUCCAUGACGUUUGGCAACGAAAAGAUCGUUUACUGGCGAGAGAAGUCCUCGGGUCUGCUUACUUUACCUUACUACAUUGCCAAGGUUAUUGCAGACAUCCCUCGUAUUGUCCUUGCAGGCAUCAUGUUUUCGAUCUCGCUCAUUAUUUUCUUCAACCAAAGGUCCAAUUACUUUUACCUACUCUGCAUCAUUGUGAUGUUAUACGCUGUUGCAUUCGCGAUGGGCUACUUCCUCUCCGCUCUUGUGCCCCAAAACAGAGUCUCAUUAGUCGGUACAGGGUUCACUUUGGCAUGGGCUAUUGUCUUUUCUGGCGAUGCACCAGAUCUGGCGGAGGUCAUGAGCGACGAUGCAGCGGGCGGAUACAAAGCCACAUCUUGGAUAUGGGUCAUCUCAGCACCCCGAUAUGCUAUUGAAGCCAUUUAUCUCCGCGAGAUCCAGGCACGACCUUGGCAGGAGAUCAGGAACGAGCCUCUAUCACACACGUACCAACUUGAUCAGUUCUGGUGGUGUUUCCAGUCCAUGAUUGCAAUCCUGUUGGGAUGGCAUGUAUUGGCCUUUUUUAGCUUGAAGCUGAAGGAUCGUUCUAAGCAGAAGUAG
This is a messenger RNA of Lobosporangium transversale, 3090 nucleotides long. RefSeq lists its product as hypothetical. The coding region runs from base 1 to 3090 and encodes 1029 amino acids. Gene Ontology annotation, cellular component: membrane. The transcript is spliced from 6 exons. The record is from RefSeq and is a predicted model, not a curated record. Lineage: Eukaryota; Fungi; Mortierellomycota; Mortierellomycetes; Mortierellales; Mortierellaceae. Gene Ontology annotation, molecular function: ATP binding; ATP hydrolysis activity; ABC-type transporter activity.